This is a messenger RNA of Parnassius apollo (apollo), 465 nucleotides long. The record is from the annotation of a GenBank genome assembly. NCBI's taxonomy places the organism in Eukaryota, Metazoa, Arthropoda, Insecta, Lepidoptera, Papilionidae.
AUGACAACAGACAGUCUAUGUGUUGAUGAUAAGGAAUUCUUAGCAAAAUGUGAGGAAGAAUUCAAGGACCGAUAUACAGAGAACGAUGAAGAUUUUAUGAAAGUAUUUAAUGCAGAACCAUCAAAUCCCCCAAUAUUAGAGAAUUGGUGGGGAUCUCAGAACUAUGGGCGUCGAAAUGACCAACGAAGGCGAUUUGAUAGCUCAAGUAAAAGGCAAAGAGGUUAUGAAGAUCGGGGAUACCAAGACAGGAGUAUCCACGAACGUGGUUACCAAAACCGUAGCUACCAAGACAGAGGCUACCAAGAACGAGGUUACCAUGAACGAGGCUAUCAAGAACCAGACUACCAAGAACGAGGUUAUCAAGAUAGGGGUUAUGAAGAACAAACAUAUCGAGGUAAAAGACACUCCGAUCAGGAUAGGCAGGAUAGAGAUGAUCCUCCUUCUAAGAGAGGAAGAAUGCAGUGA